ACUCGACUCCUCAAUCGACAUGCCUCCCAAGUUGAACCACACGUCUAACCAUCACACGUCUGAUCCGGACAAUGAAGUCGUCUGUCCGAUCAAGUCUGCUGAUGGCAGCAACUGUCGCAAGAAAUGCUUGGGCGAGAAGCGUUUCCGCUCGAUGCAGGAGCACAUCCGACGAGCGCAUCCGGAAUAUUACAUUCCCAAGCUGCCGGCAACCAAGGAGAGCUUCGACUUAAUGGUCAACUCGCCGCCGUCUGAACGGCCUCCUCGAGUAGAGCUAUGGUCGCCGACGUCUGCCCCACGCCAACCGCGAUCACAGCCUGCAGAUCACCACCACAACGACCAGUAUGCAGUUGGAGGACCCUCUGCAGGUGUGUUCAAUGCGCCCAUGAGCGUUGCAUAUGACGGGCUGAGCUCAUAUGGAUUUCAAGGCGGGCUGGGCCCCGUUCAGAUAGCCCCCGACGGCUACGGCCUGCCGGCAGAGUACCGACGGGGCUCCCUUAUNCCAGCUGCGAGCGCGGCUGCCGCCCUGGCACAGCUACACUAUGCUCGACCAGACGGAGAAUGGGACAAUGAUCAAGUAGGCCCUGACUGCGCUGAUGACGCUGCUCCGAGCGCUAAGUACAUGCGUCAGAACUAUUUCAACGACCAUGUGACCGACGCAAAGAGAGCUCACAUGGUAGAUCCCACGCUCUCGGCCGGCCAGCAAUUCCUCGAUAGCCAAUACCAAGAAGAUCAGAGCCACCCCUCGGGCCUGUCGCUGCUCAAGUCGCCCUCGAGUCGCCAGAACACCCUUCCCCCCAUGCAGCGCUCCAUCUCCCAUAGCUCACAUAAGAACUCGCUGACACAGAGUGCCCGCAAAGCAAAGCACGAGAGAGACAAGAUCAAGAACGAGAACCGCAAGGCCCUCAGCGCCGAACCUAACAUGUACGGCAAGAGAUGGGAAGACUUGAUAGACGCUGCGACGUCUGCCACUGAGGAAGAUCGGGACCUCACACCUGUGCUCGGUGCACGCACACCACUUGCGCCCUUCGCUCUCGGCUCUCAGUUCCAAUCAUAUACUGCAUCGCCUCUACAACAAACCCUCACACCUCCUCCCGCCGACGCAGAUGGACCACCCCUAGACCUGGGGCCAUUCCCCUCUGUCGAAGACAACGCCGUCUCAUCCUCUAUCGACUCCAACCAAUCAGGCAACAACUUUCACAUCAUGCCGUCGCAAAACCUCUCUUCAGAUUCAUCACCCAUGUUCUCGAACCCCGUCCAGAUAUAUUGUGCAGGCUGUAGGAGGCUUAGCAUACUCAAGGAGUGUUUCGCUUGCACCGAAUGCAUCUGCGGCCUGUGCACGGGUUGUGUCGAAGCACUCAUGUCAGAACAAUCCCGCGGACGCAUAGCACAAUGUCCACGCUGUCGCACAAUGAGCGGACGAUUCAAACAGUUCCAGCUCGACAUACGC
Molecule: messenger RNA, 1447 nt
Organism: Aureobasidium vineae
Lineage: Eukaryota; Fungi; Ascomycota; Dothideomycetes; Dothideales; Saccotheciaceae
Source: the annotation of a GenBank genome assembly